UUUCAUUUGAUCCCGAAAAAAAUAAUGUUAUUAACCAAUCACAAUACAUAACACACUGGCAAUCAGUUUACAGUUGUAUUUUUUGCACAGUUUUUCACACUGUGUUUCAAUUUAACCAUUGAAUUUUUAUACUGAUGUUGAUCAUCACUUACUGUUUGCAUUUACCAUAGUUUGACACCCAAUAGCCGAUGUAUUUUUCAUGCUGGGGUGUCGUUAAACAUUCAUUCAUUCAUUCAUUCAUUCAUUUAUUCAAAUUAAUAUGACACUGGAUAGUUCGUUUUAGUUUUCAUACUUUAUUUUAGGGAGCGAUAUGUAUUUUUCUUUUUAACUAAAUGAAUUUGCUAGUAAUUGUAAUUGCUAUACCAGACCAAUCACAGCCUUGUGAAAACAUCCAUUUGACUCUUCUGUGUGCGGAUAUACGAUUUUGAAUGUAUUAAAGUGACAGAAGCUAUUUUUAAACACUACGAUGUAUUUUUCACUCUUAAACCCAUUUUUCAUAAUUGAAAUUAAACUUUAUAUUAUUUUAUUAUUUCGAUUAUCAAUUUCAGUACAUCCAUAAAGUUUAUGGUCAUCCUGCAGUUUGUUAUACGGCGAAAUGCAUUUUUAAUAUAAUUCUUAAAAUGUACGUACGUUUGAAAAGUAAUGGUUAUGGAGACCACCUCAGGUCUAUUUCUAGAAAAUAUGUCCCCGUUUAAGGGUCACAGACUCGCUCACUCAGUUGUAACUUUAUCUAGAUGUGUUACAGGUAUGUGAAUUAACCAAACUUAGUGUCCAUUCCCACGGGUUGAAACUAGGAUCUAUGACUUUAACUGUUAUGUCGCAUAUCAACACAAAUGUGACUACGUUACCUUUAUGUGUUUCUUUUUAAAUACGCUGCACGUGUUAUCAAGACGCUAAACACGUGUUUAUUAACCUUGCAUUACAGUAACCAGGCAAGUGACUAACUCCGGACGAGAGUUCAUAGUAACCUUCCUAAAACACGGUACUUCAAACACAAGACUUGAACUCACCAUCACAGCCACCCAUGGACCUCUCUCUGACGUUCACAUCUCGGCUCCUCUACGACAAGACAUCAACGUGUCCACCCAACUCACUAUGUUAAGCCCUGACGUCAUGCACGUGACUUUGAAUUCUAAGAUACAAUUGUAUGGCACACGAGUUGAAGUCAAAGGGAUUUGGAUAACAAGUCCUAACGACAUAACGGUGCAGUGCUAUAGUUUCUAUGAGAUACAUCCUUGGAAGUCUGCAGGAGGAUUCAUGGCCUACCCGGUUGAGUCACUUGGAAGGGAAUAUGUGGUAGUCACCUACUGUAAAACCGAUAAAUGCCAAUUCGCUAUUGUUGCCACAAAGAACAACACGAGAGUCUCCAUAGCCCUAAGAAUGGACCUAAUUAAUAAAGUUGUCUUCGGAACGAAAACUUACCGCAAUGGCAGUUUAUUACAAGUAACCCUUAAGAGAUAUCAGACGCUUCAGAUCCGGAGCAAGGGAGACCUAACAGGCACAAAAAUAGAGUCAUCUGAAACAAUUGCCGUAUUUGCUGGGGCGCCUUUUACAAGUGUGCAUGAGGACAAUUCUGCAUCCGUUAUCUAUACACGGGAUCACCUUGUGGAUCAAUUACCACCAGUCGCCAGUUGGGGUUCCGUCUACGUCAUCUCUCCAUUCCCCAACACAAUGUCAGAAGACUACAUCAGGAUCGUAGUGUAUGAGAAUACGUAUGUACAGGUGGAUGGCGUCCUACAUAACAUUACAAUUUAUGAUCGCUACAGACAGUUUGUGUUACCCGUGGGCAGACAUACGAUUGUGACGUCUGACAGUCCAGUUCUCAUAGCACAGUUGUCCCAAAGUACAAGCGAUACGACUGAUUAUCGUGAUGCUUCUGUUGCCAUUGUUGUCCCAGUGGAUAGUUGGCGCAGCGAAUACGUUUUCAGCCCACUCAAUUUCAUAGAUGCAUUUACGUAUGUUUCCAUAGUAACCACAACAUCAUGUAUCUCUGAUGUGUUGCUGGACGGGGAACCCAUUGCAAGUGAGUGGAUUGAAGAUGUUCAAUAUGCUCACACGUCAUUGGAUUUGAACGGCACAAAGCAUCAUCUUUCCGUCAAAAAGCCCAGUUGUACACUUUCUGGUACCAUGUUCGGAACAGCGUUAAUUCAAGCUUGGUCAAUGCCUCUAGGCUGGUACUUUGAAGACAGUUGGGUUCCUGAAAGUACAAGUACAAUAUUGCAAGAGAGCAUUUCUCCAACCAUAUAUGAUAAAAUGUCAUCAGUGAACACUCCAUUUACAACACAGCUAUCAGAUGAUAUCACCCCGUCGGUUGAGAGUCCACUUAUAUCACAGCUAUCAGAUGAUAUCUUCUCAUCAACAGAAAGUUCAACGACAACGCAGGUAUCAGAUGAUAUCACCACCACAGUGGGAAGUCCAUUUAGAACACAGCUUUCAGAUAUUUCGACAGCAUCUCUCACCAAGACACAACAGCAUGACAUAUCACCUACUGCGGUUGAGAGCAGCAGUCAUGAUAUUCUACCGACAUCAGUUGUCACAAGUGAGUUCUCUAACGUCCUUUCUGGCCUGGUUUCCACGAUGUUAACAACUAAAAAUUAUCUUCCACUUGAUGCAACGGCAAGUUUACACCCUUCAUCAAAUUACUUAAGUAACAGUCACAUAUUUGUGAAUACUGAUGUUCAUCUACAGUCGAUUAUUGCACAUAUGGACAGCACUACUGAAACUGGACUGACAACGGUAACGGAGACAACUGAUCCUUUUGGUACUGAUGCACCGAAUCCAACUGCAGUUACUACAACAUCUUCUCCACAAACAACUGCUAACAUCCUGGUAUGCAACUUUUGUCGAUGCAAAAACUCUACACUGCAGCUAGAUGAAAGCCUGCAGAUUCUAAAAGAGUACCUGGCAGUCAAUAAGCAGGCUCUUUCGGCGACUACCAGAAAGUACAUCAGCAUAGAAGAUAACCGCCCAUCAGCCAUUGCUGUUGGAUUCAUUGGAAUCGUAUUCCUGUGUCUAAGUGGACUCUUGCUCUCUAUCAAUGACUUAAUAAAACUGUGGUUAUAUUGGUACUCCUGGUGUAGGAAAGACGACUGAGGUAUCGGAUGGCAGACACUUAGAAUCAUGAAUUAUGCCACAAGAUAAAUCUCAAUCUCUCCAAGUAUCACAAUACAAACAACUGUCUAUUGCUUUAACUGAUUAUCCGUUUCUAACAGAAGUUCUUCAAACCUUAAAGCUGGUACAUUAAUUAACCUUAAUUCCAAAAAACAAAAUCAUUUAGUGAGUGUAUCCCGUCAUAAAAUGAACCUUAAUAAAAAUAAUUAUUAUAUUUUAUCAUAAAAUAUCUGUCAGGAAAUGCAUGCACUGUGACCCGUGUGAUUCCGUUCAUACAUAGCCAAUACAUUCUGUAUAAGUGUGCUUUGGAAUUUUAUCAUAAACACAUAAGAAAUAAAUAAUUGCACUCUGAACAAAAUCUGUAAUAUUAUGUUUUUGGGCUCGAACUAUUAAUCUCCAAUUAAUUAUAAGGAAAACCAAACCCAAACAACAUUUUGCAAAUAUAAAAAUCAUAUCUUUUAUUUGGUCAAUAUUUUGCGUGUAAAGAGGUUUUUUUCGCAGGGUUUUCGUUUUCUCUUUUUUGUUAUAUAUGCAGUAAUGACAACAAUUCUUUCAUGUCUAACAACAUUGAUUUCUGUGUAUAAAGAUAGUUCAAACGACCGUACGUAUUAAGGGUUCUGUGAGAUCACAUUGACAGGUUUGGAUGUUCUUUGUUUUCCCAAAGUCAACGACUCUUGAACUCAUGUUUAACUAAAUAAUGUACUCGGUACACAUGUCAAGGGGGUCUUUGUUUGUCCUGGUAACGGCUUUAAAUUCUAAACAUUUCACUAAACGACUACAUGCAAUUACAGUUGUUUAAUAAGCAUAGAAAUAGUCAGGCACUCGGGUGUCUUUAAUGCCUCUGGGAGGAGAUUCCCCUUGACUGGACAUUGAUUACACACUAUUAGUGUUUUGCAUUAGAACUACAAGUAUUUGAGAAGGGUACGCGGGACCUAGUGAUUUUCACUGUUUGAUUUCGCUGUUAGGCUUCUCGUUAGUAAAGACUAGUCAUUGAUUAGACAGUAUUAUACUAUUGCAAUUAGAGGUACUUAGUCUGGCUUUUGUGAACGAUGCGCGAGCCCUAGUGCUAACACUGUGUGUUUACGCUGUUAUUGUUAUAUUCCAAUAUCUCCAAAAGCUUUUAUGAGUAAUUAUUCAAAGCACGUAUGCAGCAAACAGUUCUAGUUAGUGGUAUACUUAGAAUGAAACCAAACAUAAAUUUAACAUUUGGUUUGUGUCACUAGAGCACAUUGAUUUAUUUAUCAUUGGCUACUGGAUGUCGAACAUUUGGUAAUUGUGACAUAGUCUUAAAGAGGAAACCCGCUACAUAUUUUCAUUAGUAGCA
This is a messenger RNA of Gigantopelta aegis, 4435 nucleotides long. Its product is annotated as topoisomerase I damage affected protein 7-like. Bases 1096 to 3093 code for a protein of 665 amino acids. NCBI's taxonomy places the organism in Eukaryota, Metazoa, Mollusca, Gastropoda, Neomphalida, Peltospiridae. The record is from RefSeq and is a predicted model, not a curated record. The transcript is spliced from 2 exons.